AUGCGCCAUGAUUUUGACCCUCAGGAGUUCGUGAAUGCAUCCAGACUCUGUCUCGAGGACCUAGUCAUCAUUGAUGAGCCUGUCCGCGUAGAGCCCAUCCUCACGAUCCUUCGAUAUCGAUGCGGGUUUAAGGUGGAUGCGUUUUAUGUGUUGACAGCAGAGACAAGCAAGAUGCGGAUUGAUGGCUCUGCGCAGUGGUUGCAUCGUGUGAUAGGCUUCAAUCCUGGAACCGAUGAUGUUCCUGCUGUCUCACAGAGCACUGUCGACGAUUUCAUGGGCUUUUUGGCUCGUUCAUUUCCACCCCCAUCACAGCUGUGCGAUCUCAUGGUCGACGGCCGCGGCAACUUCCUACAGGCGGUGAAUUCACCUAUGGCCGUCAGCAAGGCUACCUUACAAAUCCUACACGACACGAGCCAGCAAGACGUCUACAUCAUCAAGCCCCGGGCUCUCGACACUGCUGGCAAUUGGCCCUGGCAGCUUAUCGUGGAGAGCGCUGCAACAGCUGCUGAGAUCUUGCAGCGUCCAUGGGGCACAGAGAAGACCAGCGUUGUCCGUGAGCUCGCGAAGCGGGGUAUCCCUUUCAGAAUGGCACUUGCAGUUUCCGAAUGGAAUCUGUCCCUGCCCCGCAUGGAGAAGUCUGGUCUCCACUGUGGCCUUGGUAUUCGGCAACCGGGCUUCAAAACGUCCAAGGAAGAGUACGCUACGUACGAGGACGCUUGUGAUGACUUCCUCUUGUGCAGCCCGCAUGCUAUACAGGCUGCGUUGGGUGCAGGUGGAAUUGUUUGGCGACUGGCUGUUCAAAGACUCCAGCCAACCCUCGUCGCGGGGCCCCAAAGCCGGUCGGGCCACCAAGCAAUGGACUUGAUCUGCAGUGUGUACAGGGUCCUUGCGUUACAUUCUACGGCGAGUGCCACCGAUUACUGUUGGUGGCCGAAGCAGUCAACCUGGCUCACCUCCGGCUUUAAUAUGGGCUACUGGACGUCGUUCAAUGAGUAUUGGUUCCAGAAGCGGCUUUGCGACAUUCGAUUUGGCGAGGCAACCCCACGCAGCGCUAAGCAGUGGAAGGACGCGCUUAAGCUCCACAAAAGUCUUGCGUUGAACGUUGUUCAGAAGCUGGAGUCCCUGUCAGCAGAUUGUUUGUAA
Phanerochaete carnosa HHB-10118-sp is the source of this 1143-nucleotide messenger RNA. RefSeq lists its product as uncharacterized. Bases 1 to 1143 code for a protein of 380 amino acids. The transcript is spliced from 3 exons. NCBI's taxonomy places the organism in Eukaryota, Fungi, Basidiomycota, Agaricomycetes, Polyporales, Phanerochaetaceae. The record is from RefSeq and is a predicted model, not a curated record.